UUCAUUAUAUGAUAUCUUAUCUUGUUAUCUUUUGUCUUCGGUUUCGAUACUUUUUUGAAUGCAGAAAACAAUUUCUGUUUAAGUGCUUAUUUUCAGAACUAAUUAAAUUCUUAAUGAAGGAAAGCUUCUCUUUUUUCAGCAGAGUUUCAGAUAUAGUUUCCUGCUGUUGUAAACACACCGAUAUGAGAAAAAGUGAAGCCUUCUUUUUUUGUGCAAGUCAUUAAAAUAAAAUCUUGAACUUUAAUUUAACUUAAGUGGGCUUGUUGAAAGACUGCAGAAACAUUUUUUACCGUUUCAGGCUCGAUGUUUAAAUGAGAACUGAAAUGACAAGACUGAAUUAGAAACGAUACAAAUAUUAUAAACUUUUAUGCAUACCAAUCUAAUUCCGAACGGGAAGUAAUGUAGAAUUCCUUACAUUGAAUAGAGCAAAAUAGCGCACAUGUCCGAGUGGGAGAAUGCUGUUAGAAUAUUUGACUUAGGAGAUCAUGUGCAAGAAGUACAGCUGUGUCGUAGAAAAUGCAUGCGAUGUGAAAAAUUCAAAAUGCUAAAAUAAUUUAAUUAUAUUUAAAAAAAAAACAGUGUUAACACGGGUGUUAAAGAACAAUAAUUAAUUUUUAAGUUUGUGAAUGGAAAUAAUAGUUGUACAGAAUAAAAACUGUGUAUGUGAUUCGAGCAUUAAGAUAAUUGAAAAUAAGACUUGCAUUCCUCUUGACAUGAAUUAAGUUCUUAUCAGUUCAAAACAUGUAGCAACACAUUUGUAUUAAAAGAGAAGUUUAAUGUAAUGUGUUGAUACAUGCAUAAUUCAAAAGCCUGAUAUAGCUUCUACUUGUAACAUGUCUGCUCCAAGUGAAGAAAGUUCAAGUAGUGAUGAAAAGAAGCGCUAUACAUGCAAUAUAUGUCAGAAAUGUUUUGACGCACAUUCAACUGAAAAGCCUGGCAUAUGUGAUACAUGUAGCAAACUGAUUCAAGGCAGAAGCAAUGUAAACAAUGAAAUGUGGGUUAAUACAGAAAAAAAGCCUUAUACGUGUGAUAUAUGCCUAAAAGCAUGUAGUGCAAAGCAGUAUUUAGAUAUACAUAUGCGUACGCACACAGAUAUCAAACCAUAUGUGUGUAGUUUUUGUCCGAAGGUGUAUCGAGAUAAGUAUCACUUUAUAGCACACAAACAGAGCCAUGCAGAUGAGAAACCUUUCAUUUGUGAGACAUGCAACAAAUCAUUUUCGGCGAAGAAUAAUUUAGUGAAGCACAUUCGCAUACAUACAGGUGAAAAACCUCAUGCAUGUUAUGUCUGCAACAAGUCGUUUUCGAACAGGAGUGAUUUAAAAACGCAUGUUCGAAUUCACACAGGUGAUAAGCCAUUCAAGUGUGAAAUAUGCAACAAGGCAUUUGUCAAGCGCAGAGAUUUGAUGUACCACCGUCUAACUCACACAGGUGAAAAACCUUACACUUGUGAUAUAUGUCAUAAAUCAUUUGCAGGCAAGAGUCAUUUAACAAGGCAUGUUCUUACGCACACAGGUGAGAGGCCACAUUCGUGUGAAAUUUGUGGCAAGUCAUUCGCAGCAAAAAAUGAUUUGAAGAUGCACAUUCUAUUGCACACAGGGGAGAAGUCUCAGAUAUGUGAGGUAUGUAACAAGGCAUUUGCCCUAAAAUCGAAUUUAAGACAACACAUUCGCACACACACAGGUGAGAAACCUCAUGUAUGUGGGAUAUGCAAUGCAUGUUUUCCUAGGAAAAGAAAUUUAAACAGGCAUAUGGUUAUCCAUACUCGUGAGAAAUCUCAUAAGUGCGAUAUAUGUAAUGAAUCAUUUUUACACAAACAUCAAUUAAGGAAACACAUGAAAACUCACACAAAGGAGAAGCCACGUGCACAGAAAGAUACUUGCUUAUGAAGUUGACCAUUUGUAGAUUUGGCACUGAAUCUGCUACAAAGUAGUCACCUUCUAAAGUUACAUACUUUAUCCAGAAUUGUUACCACUACUGGAAGCAUGCCUAGAAUUCUUUUUCUGACAUCAGAAGGUAUUGUCUUCUUGUUUUUUCUUAAAUUGUUUCAGUAUCAUCUUCAAGUGGGACUUGAUUUUUGGAAAAAGGAAAAAUUCACAAGGUUCACAUUCAGAGAAUACAGUUACUUUUCAAGUUGGGGAAUUUCAUCUUUUCCGAAAACUGCUGAACGAGCUGAGUGGUAUGGGCCUUUGUAUUGCCAAGGUGGAGUUGACAUUGACCCGAGUAAUGGAAUUAUAGCCUUUUCUGAUGAACAGCAUGCCUAAAACAUCACGGCGAUUCGCAGUAGUACUUCUUCAUUAAUAUCUAAUGAGGUGGAAUAUAUUAAUGAUUAACAUUAUUCCCUGUAGUCAAAGAAAACCAUCAGCUUUGUCUUCGCAUUGUAUCAAGUUCAUUUGUACUGUCUUGUGUCUGGAACAAGUUGACGUCUUUUAUUGGAAAGACUGAAACUUAGUUUCGGGGUCACACUCAAAACCCACAAUUUUUCAGUUGUUAAUUCAGAAGACAAACAACAAAAAUCAGCGUUAUAUUUACAAAA
Messenger RNA from Stegodyphus dumicola, 2533 nucleotides. RefSeq lists its product as uncharacterized. The record is from RefSeq and is a predicted model, not a curated record. NCBI's taxonomy places the organism in Eukaryota, Metazoa, Arthropoda, Arachnida, Araneae, Eresidae. Gene Ontology annotation, biological process: regulation of transcription by RNA polymerase II. Gene Ontology annotation, molecular function: DNA-binding transcription factor activity, RNA polymerase II-specific; RNA polymerase II cis-regulatory region sequence-specific DNA binding.